Molecule: messenger RNA, 7429 nt
Organism: Venturia canescens
Lineage: Eukaryota; Metazoa; Arthropoda; Insecta; Hymenoptera; Ichneumonidae
Product: neuronal calcium sensor 2
Exons: 5
Coding region: 1029-1589 (186 amino acids)
Molecular function (GO): calcium ion binding
Source: RefSeq, a predicted model, not a curated record
GUCGACGGAGUACGAUCGUAAUUUCCGUGUGUCCGUUCAAAAAGCUGGGUGAAAAGCUCGGUCUUUUGAAGAAAAAAAAACUGCCGUCGGAAGGAUUCCGAAAAAUUCUCCAUUUAUCAGAAAAAUCCGUAAAACUGCUGAUAAUAAAAUAUUCAAAUUCGGGAGUGAAAAUAAAAUCGAGUACAAUGAAAUAGACGAAUUUCGAUUUGAGCUGAAAAUAUCGCGAUGUCCCAACGGGAAUAAUACUGCAUCGAUCGAAUUGAUAACUGUAAAAUUCCGAAUUAAAAAUCCACUAAAAACGGAGUCCAAAAUUGAGAUUUUAAGAGCUUUUGGAAUCGAGGGAUCCUGCUUCGAGGCUGGAUAACAAAGAGGUUGGAUACCGAGUGAGAAAAAUAAGUCACGAGCGUGUCACGACCGAGGAAGAGGGUUGCAACGAAUACAAAAAACACAUACAUAUUCGAUAGAGAAAGGGCAAGAGGUCGUUGCGAAUGGAAAGGUGAAAAAUAAAGAAGGAGCUGGCUGGAAUAGGAAAAAAGGAGUUGCUCAGAGGCUUACAGCAGGAGAGUGAAUGUCCCGCGAAUUAUAUCACUAAGAUUUUGUCACUCGAAAUAAAAAACCGUUCAAUUAAUUAAAGGGAGCUUUGAAGGAAUUACAUUUUUUCCGUAAAAAUUAUUACGUCCUAAUUCCUUGUCUAAUAAAGUGCAAUAGUGUGCUGUUCCAAAGAAAGGUGUUGAUUUAGUGCAGUGUUUUAUUUCCACGUCGUGCUCGCUUUGUUUUCUUGAUAUUCGAGUGUGUCACGUCGGGAGACAUGUUCGACUGUUUCUGAACGAAUCAACGAACCCUGUUAACGAUCGCACCACCCACAAAAAUCCUCGCAACUAAAAUAAAUAAUAAAUUAAAUAUCGUUGGACCUCAAUAAUUAUUAUUCCGAGGUUUUCCGGUGAGCGAUUCUCUUUGCCUGGAAUAUUCGAUCGUGUCAGGAGGGUACUUUAUUCUCCUGAAUAAAUCGUAAAGCACCAGUUCUCAAAAUGGGCUGCUUUGGGAGCAAAGACAAGCUGAGCAAGGAGGACAUGGAUUUUCUCAAGUCGCAUACUCGAUACGACGAAGCGACUAUCAAGGAAUGGUACAAAGGAUUCAAACAAGACUGUCCGAACGGACGACUCACUCCGGCGAAAUUCGUCGACAUGUACAAAAUGUUUUUCCCGUCCGGUAAUGCGGAGGAAUUUUGUGAUCACGUUUUCCGUACAUUCGACAUGGACAAAAAUGGCUACAUCGACUUUAAGGAAUUCCUUUUGGCGAUUGACGUGACGUCAAGUGGCACUGCCGAAGAAAAAUUGAAAUGGGCAUUUCGGAUGUACGACGUAGACGGUAAUGGGGUCAUCGACAUUCAGGAAAUGACUAAAAUCGUUCAGGCGAUAUACGAUAUGCUUGGAGCGUGUUCGAGCAAUCGACCGGCGGACAGUGCCGAGGAAAGGGCGAAGAAUAUAUUCGCGAAAAUGGACGAGAACAACGACGGUCAAUUGACACAGGACGAAUUUUUGAAGGGCUGCCUGCAGGACGAGGAACUUUCAAAGAUGCUCGCUCCUUAAUCCAAACGUGUCACGUUCGCAUAAAUAACAAAACGAAAAACGAAAAAUUAAAAAUUAAAAAAAAAAAAAAAAAACAUCACCAACGUUGAAAAAAGGAAAACAAAUGAAAACAAUUUAAACGCUAUAUUAACAUAAUACUAACGACAAACAAAUAACAAAAUUAUAAUAAUGAUAAUAAUAACGGUACUUAAGUAUUUAUAUAUAAAAAUAUUAAAUAUCGAAUAUGGAUAUGAAGCAUUUCACGUGACCUUUUCAUUCCAAAAACCUUCUGAUUCGUGCUCAUCGUGUUUUUUUUUUUUUUUUUUUUUUUUUCAUGUAACAAAUGAGACGAUACGUACAGUUACUUUGGCUAUUCAAAAUUUUGAAUUCCUUCUUUGUUACUCUUCUGAAUUUUAGUGAUGUAGCGUGAGUAUCGUAACGAAAAUGUCCCAAUAAUUUGAAUUUUUUUUAAACGUUUUUUCUAAUUGAAUUAAGCCAGAGUAUGCAGAAGCCAAUUAUUCGUUUAUUAUUUUGAAUUUUUUCUUGGUGAAAGCAUCACUUUAGCUGAUGCAUUUGUUUUAAUUGUUUUUUUCUCUCGGGAGCUGAUUUAAAAAAAAAAAAAAAAUUGUAAAACCGUAUCAAGAAUUCAAUUGCGAUUCCAAGAUGAAAAUAUUGAAAAAAUAUAACGAAGGAAAGGUUCAGGGGUUCCGAAAUGAAAAGUUGUUGUGAAAGGUUUCGUAAAUAUAUAUUCCGGGGUGCGCCAGGCCUUAAGGAGAAGGGCCGAUGGAAAAAAAAAGGCAAGAAAAAAUAGAAGCGAUUGUGAAACUUUUUGAAAAAUCUUUUUUUGUUUACAUCGACGGAGAGAGUCGAGGGUAAUGAUAAACGAAAAAAAAGAAUGAAACAUGAACGCGUAUCGAAAAUUUUCAUCGUAAAUGAAGUAAAAAAAAAAAUUGUUCGCGUGUUUCUUAUCGUCCGGACGGCCGAAGGAAAAGAGAGAGAGAGAGCCGUGAAAAAAAAGAACGGACAAGAGAAAAAGGAAAAUUGUAAAACGAGAAUGAACAAAAAAAGGCACGAAAUCUCAUUACGAUUAAUCGCUCGUGAGGGAGGAGCGCGUGAUCGUGUCGAGCGUUUUCACCACAAAGCGCGAGGGUGGAAAAGGAAGGAGAGAAAUGAAAAAUAAUGCGAAAACGAUGGAAAUAAACACAAACACGCACGAGACUUCGAAACAUGCAUAAGCAUAAAUAAAUUUAUCCAUAUUUCAUUCGGUGUAAAAGCAUCCAUGGAUAUUUUAUGUUUCCCAUAUACAUGAAAUUCACAAAGAAACCACACACACACACACAGACACACACACACACACAGAAUUUGUAACAACAACAAAGUGAGAAUUGGAAGAGAGAUAAAAGGGAAAAAUUGCACGCCAGCGAGCAUUUAUUAUGUUACUCGUGACGAAUAAUUAAUAAUAGUUAAUACAUAUGUGUACCAUAAAGCAUACAUAUAUAUUAUAUAUAAAUAUUAAUAUAUGUAAGAACGAGGAAAAAAUAAUAGGGGAGGCAAAAAAAAAAGAAAGUUGGCGUGAUAGUUUGAAAAAAAAUGAUAAAAUAAAACCAAUGUCGCUUCUAAUGAUUAAAUAUUCGCGAUAAUCGACCAGCUACGAAAAUAAUCUUUCUUCGGAACAAUCAUCACUCUAUGUGGAUUAAAUUAUUAGAAUUCUAAGAGAGCCCAAUAUUAUGAUUAUUGAUUUUUAUUGAUUUUAUGAAAUAAUAGUAACGCUAAAACUAUUAUUAUUAUUAAUACUACUAUUACUGCUGCAACUACAAAAGUGAAAAAAACUACUAAUAAUUACACGCGUCUACGAUUAAUAUUUAAUAUGUUUUAAUGAAAAGAUGCCAGCAAGAGGGAGAUUAAUACUUGAAACGACUAAUAGCUGACUCUCUAAUCGUUAAUGUAUUUAGAAACUCGUCGAUUUGAAAUUCGUAAAUGAAAAAUAAUCUUCUUUAAUCAGUCGCACAAAUUUACGAAGAAUCAUUUUGAGGAACGAAUCUUUUCAGCCUUCAAAUCCACCGGUUAUUUACCUUCUGGGAAAAACUUUUAAUCGAAUUUUAAUGUUUUUUUUUUUUUUUUUAGAAAAAAAUCUACGGAAUUUAAAGAAAAUGACUUGCGUCACUUCCUUCGGUUUUAUGAUGGGAAAAAAACCACGACAAAACUUAGCGGAGUUCCUCCUUUAAAUUAGCUAUAGAAUUUCGACCAAUUGCACUUUCUAAUUAGAUAAAUCGUACUGUUCUCCAGAUCGAUGAAAUUUUGAGGGUUCGACUGUUUUUCUCCCAAAUAAAAAUCGCUCGAUCUGGGUUAAUUCUCGUAGUCGCAUAACUUAGGCUAGUCACAUAUCAUCGCAUCCCUCCAUGCAUUAACUAAAUCUUAACUACGUAGCGCAAACAAAAUGAUUAAUUAAUUGACUGGAAUAAAACGGGGCGACAACAAAAUGUUCGUUCGAUACCGUGAUUCGCGGUUUUUCAUCAUCUCGAUCGAGUGCUCGUCUCCCACUAAUACUUGAGCAGGGAACCACAAAUUUUGUUUAUUUUGACGAAUUUUUAUGGAAAAAAAUUAUUUCUGCAGAGAAACAAAGAAUUUUGCGCGAUUUUUUUUCAUCGUUUUCUCUUCGAUUAAGAUUCCUCGUGAAUUCAACGUUCGCUACUUUGAUUUUAUCGACGAAUAAACUUGAAACCUUACGUACUUUCAUAUUAAUAAAUAAAUAAAUAUUAAAACAAAAAAGAAACCACGAUAACGUCAAUUUGAACAAAUGAUGGGGACAAAUGGGAGAAAGUCAACACUUGAAUACCAAAAACAUAAAUAUUUGCCUACAUUUUAACGAUUAAAAUGGUUAUACGAUGGGAAAUCUCGUACCAGUUUAAAUGAUUUUUAACAUGAUCGAAAUAAAAUAACAAUGAAAUUGAAUUUUCCGAUGAGGGAAACACUCGAACAAACGUUAUCUCCAAUCGAAUCGAUAAAUGGGCAACGAAAGGAGAGCAAGGAGGAAGGGGGUGUAUCGAGAUGGAACAAAUAUUUUGAUUGCGAUAAAAAUAAGAAAACAUUGGAAAAAAAAAAAAUUCUUCAAUUGUGAGAAAAAUUCGAUGAGACUUUGAAAAUUGUAAGAUUUUGAAGUAAUAUUUUGGGUCAGUAUUUCUAUAGCCCGAAAAGAAAAGGAAGGUCACAAAUAUCAAUCGGAUUCAGGGAUUUAAAGAUGAGAAUUUGUGGAAACAAUUGAGUAGAAUUGCAUGAAAAAUUUUUGGAAAAAAAACUACGAGAUCUGAGCCAAUUUAGCCUUUUGCAUUAUGAAAAGAAAAUAGUUUUGAAUAAAAUUCGAAAAUUUCGCAUAAAAUAUUGUGAAAUUUGUAAAGAGCUUCGAAGCUUUCGAGGUUGCAUCGAAGUUCCCCCCCCCCCCCCCCCCAAAAGCGGGCUCAAACCAAAACUGUGAAAACUUACCAGACCAGAAAGAUAAAGGGAAAGAGAGAUUGGCAGGCUACAAGUGUGCAGGUCGAAAAUAAAUAGGUGAUGCGCCAAAGUUUUAGCGCUUAUCACCAUUUUUGUAAUUUUUACCUUUUUCUUUUAUCAUCCAAUCGGAAAGUCAAGCAUCGACAAUCGAAUAAAAAAAUAAAAGAGAAAAAAAACAAAGGAAACACAUGCCGCAUUUUUCACGUUGUACGUGAGACUGCACGAAAGCGCUUUGAACUCGCAAUGAAUUUGUGGAGAAAAACAAGCAAUUAAUUAAUUUUCUCAUAGUAUAUAUAUUUAUAUUUUUUUUUUUUUUUUUUUUUUUAAUUUUUUCCAUGAAUUUAUUCUGCGUAAGGUUCGAACGAUAUUCAGCUGUGCAAAUGUGGUACAGUCAAUUUCAACGAGUAAGAGAAAUAUGAAAUAAUAAAAAAAAAAAAUAUAUAUGAUGAAAUGGAAAAAUACAAAUUGAACGAAAAAUCGUAUUGAAACAAAAAAGAACCGAACAAAUUAAUUCGAGAGUCACUCGCGUGCUAAAAAGUGUCGGCAAUUUUAUAUUUUUCUACUGUUCUGUCCGCUCGUGCCCUCUUAAAAUCACACAACAUACACAUACACACUUUGUCUAUAAACACACAAAUAACAUAUAUUUAUAUAUAAUAAUCACGCUCCUGCCUUUCUUAUUUUUCAAAAAGAAAAAAAAAAUAAAAAAAAAAUAAUUUUUUCUCAUUCCGGAAUGAAAAGUUCGGAAUUUCAUUUUCGCUCGCUAUUUUUUCGAAUUCUCUGCCGCCAUAUCGAUUUUUUUCUGCCCACUGGCUGCACGUAAUAGCUGCAUGAAAAUUGUCAUUUCAUUGUAAAUCUGUGUUCCUUAAAAAAGGAUUGAUUUGAAAUUGAAUUUUUUUUCACUCCAAAAUUACGCUUCAGCUUCUUAUUGUCCUAUGAAAAACUGAAAACCUUUUUCACGGUCCAAUUAAACGUAGGACUGCGCCCAAUCACCCGAUUCAUUCAGCCUACACACUCGAGGGACGAAAACGAAACGAAGAGCAAAAAUAAAUAAUAAUAAAAAAAAAUAAAUAAAAAAAAUCACAAGAAUCAUUAAAAAGAGAAAACAAAUUACAGGGGGAGAAAGAGAGAUAAAAACGACGCUAACGAAAAAAAAAAAAUGUCGAUCGAACGUCAUUGGAAUCAAUCUCGAUUGAACGUGACUUUUUUUUCAUGCGACGACGACGAAAAGCCUCCGUUAUUAAGCUCUGUGCGAAAAAUCGCGUCGUAAAUGAAAGCAAAGAUCGAUUGGAACUGAAAAAAAGUCAUAAAAUAAGGCAUUAAUCAGCGCUGAGAGACAAAACCGUUUGGAAAUAAUGAAAAAGAAAAAAGUUAAAAAAAAAAAAAUGUAAUAAAAAACCAAAAAAAAAAAUGCGCUCGAAAGCAAUAAAUAAUUCUCGGAUAUUUCAUCGAAUUCGGACGAGUAAAAAUCGUUCACUCACCGAAACGAGAAGCGUGUAAAAAUUUAAAUACUCGACGUAUAAAAACUAAAUGAAAUCAAUCAUGUCGGUACCGUUUAUUUUUCAAUUCUCUAUAUUAAUGUUGAGCCGUAGUCUCGUACCGGAGAAUAUAGAAUUUGUGUGUAAAAUAUUUCACGAAAUGGGGGAAAAAAGCAUCCUCAAAAGACGAGAAAAAAAAUGUUUGAAAAAGACAUUGCGUUUGUCACAGUUUUAUCUUCACUGGCAAAAAUGAAAAUUUUCAGUCGAAUGAUGUAACGGCGAAGCUAAAGAUGUUCCAGCCUUGAAAUGCGCGCAAAGGGAGAAAAAAUUACCGAAUAAAAAGAAAACUCCAGUCGAGAGAAAAAGAGAAAGAGAGCGAGAGAGAAAACAGAAAAAAUGGCGAAUAAAAUGUAACCUGCCAUUAGUAAUUCAUCGGUGUGCGUAUGUGCUCUUAAAGAAUGUGCAUAAAUACACCAAUGUAUAUAAAGAACAAAAAAUAAAAAGAAAUAAAAUCAUGCGUAAACUUACGAUACUAACAUCGUUAGAUAAAAGAAUGAAUAAAUACGAUACAAUUAUAUACAUAAGUAUAUAUGAAUAUGUAUAUGUAUGUAAAUAUGUGAAUCUACGAAUGCAUACGUAUACAUAUAAAUAUAUGAAAAAUUAUUAAUAUUAUUAUUGUUAUUAUUAUUAUUACGAAUAUUAUUGUUGCAUUAAUGUUCUGUUCGAGCAAUCAAAAGAAGCAACUUCGUAUUUUGUAUGUGGGUGAAACAAAAAGGAAAACAAACAAUACUUGAACGAACCUACAUUGUCAUUAAUCAUUAUUAUGGAAGAAAACAACAACAGCAUUAUGAUUAUUAUUAAUAUUAUUAUAAUAAAUCGCACUGUGCUCCAAGUGUA